Molecule: messenger RNA, 1251 nt
Organism: Nothobranchius furzeri (turquoise killifish)
Lineage: Eukaryota; Metazoa; Chordata; Actinopteri; Cyprinodontiformes; Nothobranchiidae
Gene: nup35
Product: nucleoporin 35
Biological process (GO): nuclear pore organization; NLS-bearing protein import into nucleus
Cellular component (GO): nuclear pore central transport channel; nuclear pore nuclear basket; nuclear membrane
Molecular function (GO): phospholipid binding; structural constituent of nuclear pore; nucleic acid binding
Source: RefSeq, a predicted model, not a curated record
GGUGACGUCAUCCACGAGCGCCGGAAGUUAUUCGGUGUUUACUCGUUCAAUCAGAGUUCAUAUACAUGAGAGAAUUUCCACAAACAGGUUCGUUCCAACCGAACGGAUCAUAUCGCGUUUGUAGGUACGGUUUGCUGGCAGGCUAGCUGUGUGUGCGACAACCGCGAGAAGUAAGAGCAGGAGUAGGAUCGUCAGCGGUCGUCACUUCCUUCUUUUGAAAAUCGCGGCAUCAGAAUGGAGUCACAAGUGGCUUCUGAACCGAUGAGUUUGGGCUCCCCCACCUCUCCAAAGCUGACUUCGGGGGCUCAGUUUCUGCCUGGGUUCCUCAUGGGUGACCCGCCUGCUCCAGCCAGCCCACAGCCCCGCCCCUUCAGCCUGACCAUGCCCCUCACAGAGAACACAAGCUCAAAUCAAGGAGGUGGAGGAGGUUCUGCUCUUCAGCCCAUUGUUCCCACUCCAAAGGACAAGAGUGGAGCUCCACCUGUUCGCAGCAUCUAUGAUGACCUGGUGACAGCAGGGACACCCCUCAGUGCUUACAAGCAAUCUUUUCCAGGUGUCCAGUCUCCGCUGUGUGCCCGUCAGGCCUCAACUCCAGGAACAGGUGUGCAGCAGGUGUGUCUGUCUCCAGCUCAGGUGGAUCCUUUCUACAGCCAGGGGGAGUCUCUGUGUUCUGAAGACCAGCUGGACCAGACCUGGGUCACCGUGUUUGGGUUUCCUCCAGCUGCAGCCUCCUACAUACUGAUGCAGUUUGCUCAGUAUGGAAACAUCCUCAAACACAAGAUGGCAUCUCCUGGAAACUGGAUGCAUCUUCAAUACCAGUCUAAGCUGCAGGCCAGGAAAGCCCUGUCUAAAGAUGGGAAGGUGUUUGGUGACUGCAUCAUGGUGGGAGUGAAACCCUGCAUAGACAAGAGCGUGAUGGGAAGCUGUGAAGCUAUCUCUUCUCCUUUGUCCUCCUCUGUCCUCCCCUCCACUCCUCAGUCUGCCAUCAGGCCGCUCAGCGCCUCCUACAGGAGCGUCGCCAGUGACUUUGAGGUGGUAGCAGACAGACAGACUCCCAGAAAAGACGAUAGCUUUGUUUCCAAGGCGAUGGAGUACAUGUUUGGCUGGUGAGGGCAGCAGCUGAUGAGAGCGGUGGAGUUGCAGAAAGCUGGAUUCACUACAGUGUGUGUGUGUAAUGGCAUGUGGAGGAUCUUGUCAUCUGCAUUUGUGACCUGUAUUUUAAUGUUUUGUCUAAAUAAAGUCAUAACUUUA